Molecule: messenger RNA, 1747 nt
Organism: Engraulis encrasicolus (European anchovy)
Lineage: Eukaryota; Metazoa; Chordata; Actinopteri; Clupeiformes; Engraulidae
Product: trypsinogen-like protein 3
Exons: 6
Coding region: 7-1014 (335 amino acids)
Biological process (GO): proteolysis
Molecular function (GO): serine-type endopeptidase activity
Source: RefSeq, a predicted model, not a curated record
GGCAUCAUGAAGCGUCUACUGUUGCUUAUCAUUUUGGGUUAUGCUGGUGUGAGUUUGGGGAAGGACUGCGGGCCGUUUGCCAGGCCCUGGAUGGUCAUCUUCAAUGACCGCAGAAGUGGAGCUCUCCUCAAUGAGUACUGGGUGCUGACCUCAUUCGACCACAAUGCAGACCCCUCAAAAAUGGUGGCUCGACUUGGGGUAGACGACCUGAGCGAAACUACUGACUAUGAGCAAAGGAUACCUGUGGAGCGAUGGAUCAACCACGACCCGUAUUCGCUCCACUCCUCUCCACCCCGGCCGCCCAUGCGGCGUAAGAGGAGUCCCAUGUUUGACAUAGCGCUGGUGAGGCUGGCCUGGUCCGCACGCUUCACCACCCAGGUCCAGCCUAUUCCGCUGCCUACUGGGCCUGCACGGCUUGGGGAGCACUGUGUGGUGUCCGGCUGGGGAUCCACCAUACCGUAUGGAUGUGAAAGCAACUACAAGGCAUCUAACAAACAGCAGUGUCUGCAGCAGCCCAUUGUUGGAGGGAAAUACUGCCACUCCGGGGGUGGCGUAAACAUUUUCUGUGCUGGAUAUGAGGAUUCUGCCGAGGGGAAUUGUCUGAGUGACUCUGGCAGUAUCCUGUCGUGCGGCGGUGUGCUGCACGGUGUGAAUGCCAUGGGUCAAGAUGGCUGCCGCGGGAGGCCAGAGACCUACUCCAGCGUCUACUCCUACAAGUACUGGAUCAAUGACAUCAUUCACAGCUACUCGUAUCCUACAACUCUGCCACCUACUACCACUACUCCAACCACUGUAACCUGCUGUUACCCCACCCCUACAACUACUACAACCAUGAAUACCCUCUGUGAAAGCAGCACUACAACACCAACUACGACGACACCAAUUACUACAACCUCUGUAACCUGCUGUGAUACCACUACAACCCCAACUACUACCCCAACUACUACUACCACUAUAAUCUCCUGUGAUACCAAAACAACACCACCUACAACUACUAGGCCUACAACCCUUUAACAAACCUGGAACACUUGGUGACUGUUGACUCGUUGACCCAGGACCUGACAUCGAGGCUGCCUCCAUGGAAAAUCGCUGUGUUAUCGCCAUGGCAAGUCUGCAAACUGAGACACCAAGGCUGAGAUGCCAGACAAAUCGACUCUCCAGGCCAUACUGUGUCCCAGCUCACACCUUGGCUGUUUUGUACCCCUAGGUCUACAGAUCAUGCUUGUGAUUCUCGAAAGCAUAGAUGCUAGCAACUGGGUAGUUGCCAAUGGGAAAUUGCAUUGCAACCAACACAGUAGCUAACAUAGUUAGCACCUAUGGUUUCGAGAAAUGCGCCCCAGCUUUCUGAUCAUGGCUAAACCCCUUUGCCGCCUCCUGCUUGCCUCUACAGGGAACCCUCCCCUGUGGCAAAUUCUGAGUCUCUCAUAUUGUGUUGUGCUUUGAUUAUAUGCUUAAAAAAAUCACAGAUGUGCUUCCCAUAUUAUGCUUCCCAUAGGAGUUGCUUCUUUUUAGUCUCCAGUCCCUUCACAUCAUCGGCACUGUUCUUCCAAUUCACCCCUGCCUAAGCCUUCUUCUCCUGUCCUGCAUACCUCCCCUUUGUCCUAUCAUUGGGCACAGACAAACUGAUGAGUAAUUCAAUUUCGAUUCCUCUGCAUGUCCAGUUGGCUGCACAUGUAUGAAGAAAUUGACAAUGAAACGACUCUGGCUUUGACUGAAAAUGAAUAAAACAGAGAGAAAGUCAACAACA